GGCAAUCCACGUUAGUUUUGCCACCUCUAAUUUGUAAACGGCGAAACGCAAAAAUAAAACAAGGACAUUUCCAUACCACGAAACAGGGAGAAUUUUGAACUUGAGACGCACAUAAAUACAUCAGAAUACCCAAAAUACUCCAAGAGUAGUGGAAUCACAGAGAGAGAGAGAAAGUGAACGAGGGAGAGUGCACAAGAGGCAAACAAAACACAUGGCAAUGGGCGGCUCGGCUGUGCAGGUGAUCAAUGCAUCCGACGAGCACACAUUUGUGCUUAACGAGGAUGCAUUGAGUGAGGUGCUCAUGAGGGAGGAGGUUAAGGAUCGAUUCGUUUGUGUCGUUUCUGUGGCGGGAGCAUUCCGUAAAGGCAAGAGUUUUCUCUUGGACUUCUUUCUUCGUUACAUGUACUCAAAGUAUGUACGAAAAGAUGUGACUGAUUGGCUGGGUGAUGAAACGGAACCUUUAGCAGGCUUCUCGUGGCGCGGUGGCUCGGAACGUGAUACUACCGGUAUUCUCAUGUGGUCUGAUAUAUUCCUGCAUGAUUUUCCAAACGGUGACAAAAUUGCCAUCAUUUUACUCGACACACAGGGCGCUUUCGACAGCCAGAGUACAGUCCGAGAUUGCGCCACAGUUUUUGCUCUCAGCACUAUGCUCUCAUCCGUACAGAUAUACAAUCUCUCACAAAACAUACAGGAGGACGACCUGCAACAUCUCCAGCUGUUUACCGAGUACGGCCGCCUGGCGCUGGCCGAUACCGGCAAGAAACCAUUCCAGCGUCUACAGUUUCUUGUCCGCGACUGGAGUUUCCCGUACGAGGCGGAAUAUGGUGCCAUGGGCGGCGAUAAAAUACUAAAGCGUCGCCUGGAGGUUUCCGAUAAGCAACAUCCUGAACUGCAGUCGCUGCGACGACACAUCUCAUCGUGUUUCACAGAGGUAGCCUGCUUUCUAAUGCCGCAUCCCGGCCUCAAUGUGGCCACAAAUCCACAGUUCGAUGGACAGUUAAAGGACAUCACGCCCGAGUUUAAAAACAGUCUUCGCACGCUUGUACCCAUGCUUUUGGCGCCAGAUAAUCUCGUCUACAAGGAGAUUAGCGGCCAACGUGUUCGGGCACGCGAUCUCAUCCAAUACUUUCAGUCAUAUAUGAAUAUCUACAAGGGAAACGAGCUGCCGGAGCCCAAGAGCAUGCUGGUAGCUACCGCUGAGGCCAAUCAUUUAACCGCUGUUGCUGCCGCCAAGGAUCUGUAUAAUCAACUCAUGGAAGAGGUAUGCGGCGGCACGCGACCGUACUUAAGCACCGCCCACCUAGAGACGGAGCAUUUGCGAGUCAAGGACAAGGCAAUGUUUCAAUUUGCCGCUAAACGAAAAAUGGGCGGUGAGGAGUUUACUGAAAAGUUUCGUCAACAACUGGACGAGGACCUGGAGGAGGUCUUUGUCAAUUACAGAGCGCACAAUGAAAGCAAGAACAUCUUCAAGGCGGCACGCACGCCGGCUGUUUACUUUGCCUGUGCCGUCAUUAUGUACAUUGUCAGCGGGAUCUUUAGCCUGGUUGGACUGUAUACAUUUGCCAAUUUCUGCAAUCUGGUUAUGGGCGUGGCCCUACUGACCCUUGCCCUGUGGUCUUACAUUAGAUACAGCGGUGAGUUGAGCGACUUUGGUGGCAAGCUGGAUGACUUUGCCACGCUUCUGUGGGAGAAUUUUAUGCGACCUAUUUACCAGGGCUGUAUGGAGAAAGGAAUACAACAUGCGGCCACACAUGCAGCCGAGGCUGCUACUGGCGGUGGUCGGGGCUAUCGUUCUCAAUCUUCGGUCAAUGCUUCCAACGGCAAGGUGAAACGCUCAUGAGAAUACGCCAGUGCAGCGCAAUUGGCGCCGCUACCACCACCAUCAGCAACAACAGCAACAUCUAACAGCAGCAAUAGUAACAACAACAAUAAUAAUAAUAACAACAACAAUGUGGCAUAUAAAUCGGCAAGAGUUAAGAAUCUUACAACCUGCAAUAGCAGCAAUAGUGGAGACAAUUUUUUCCAAAACAUUUGGCACAAAUUAACCGUCUCCAGCUCUGUAUCUUCGUCCGUGCCCCCCACCUCUACCACCUUCAGUUCUAAUUCGAACACUAGCAGUCGCAAGAAACGUAAAUCGAAGCGUAAUUAAAAAAAUUAAUUUGGUGCGGUCCAAAUCACUUCCAAUGGGCGUGUGUCUUCUCUUUAAGUUGUAUAGAUCGUCAAAACAGCACCUAACAUUUAAAAACAAAAAAAAAAAAACACCACAAAAAAUUUAGCUAUUAAUUACCCUUAAAGGAAAUUGUUUUUUAUAUACAUAUAUAUUAAUUGCAUUAAUAUUGAUCUGUAGUUGGUCUACUAUAUACAUUUAUAUCUGAUAAGAGUAAGUGCAUCCCUAGUAAGUGGGUCGUAUUUGUUGAAGAAAAUUGAUAAUGAAAUCAGAUUUUAAAUUGUUCUUUUUUUAUACGUCUCCUUUAUGAAGCAAGCCUGAAAUUUAACGCUGUAAUAUAAAGAAAAUCGCUAACGAAUUUAAAAUUUGUUUAAUUUUUUUAUUUUAUCCCCAACUAUAUUUGUCUUGCCCUUUUUUCUUAUGUUUGGCUGUAGAAAGAUUACAAAUUUUUGUACCCUAAAAAAAUAAGAAAAAGAAAUGAAAAAUUCUGUUAAGAACUGUGUUGUUGGCUUGUAUGUGAAGCGCCUCAUUUUGCAAACUAUCGUUUUUGUUAAUUAUAUUAAAAUGAAUUCUUUAAAAUUAAAUCAAAACAUUGCCACCCAUUUCGAAAUGAACACAAUGCGUCGCAAUGCUGGGUAAUAGGUCAUUUUUAGUAAGAAGUAAAUAAUCUAUUUGGUUUUGUUUGAACAAUAAAUGUGUAUCAUUAAUAGCUCAUUAGAAGUUAUGGCCAUACA
Messenger RNA from Drosophila willistoni, 2901 nucleotides. RefSeq names its product atlastin (gene atl). Lineage: Eukaryota; Metazoa; Arthropoda; Insecta; Diptera; Drosophilidae. Gene Ontology annotation, biological process: endoplasmic reticulum organization; protein homooligomerization. The record is from RefSeq and is a predicted model, not a curated record. The transcript has 5 exons. Gene Ontology annotation, molecular function: GTPase activity; GTP binding. Bases 212 to 1840 code for a protein of 542 amino acids.